Messenger RNA from Leptonychotes weddellii (Weddell seal), 540 nucleotides. NCBI's taxonomy places the organism in Eukaryota, Metazoa, Chordata, Mammalia, Carnivora, Phocidae. The record is from RefSeq and is a predicted model, not a curated record.
CUCUCAGGCUCCAGGAGGCGGUGGCUCGCGCCCCGGCGCACGGUCGGGCGCCUCCGAGCCCAGGUCGUUGGGCCCCGAUCAGGGUCCCCGGCCGUGCGCAAGGCAACAUGUUGAGGCGCAGCAUGGAAAACCGGGACGCUCAAACCAGACAACUGCAAGAUGCUGUCACAAAUGUGGAGAAGCAUUUCGGAGAGCUGUGCCAAAUCUUUGCUGCUUAUGUGCGGAAAACUGCCAGACUGCGAGACAAAGCAGAUCUACUGGUGAAUGAAAUCAACGUGUAUGCCUCUACAGAGACCCCAAAUUUAAAGCAGGGCCUGAAAAACUUUGCUGAUGAGUUUGCCAAACUUCAGGAUUAUCGACAAGCAGAGGUAUGGAGGUCACAGCGUCAUUGUUAUGAGUGAGCCCUGAAGUAGUGGAUGAAGAACCCGUGAAGACUUUCACUUGUAAUCCACCUAACUGCAGUGGCGAACGCACACUUGAUGAUAAACGUACAUUUUCAUGUAACAUUUUGUGAGUCUAUUAAAGGGAAGCUUCCUGUGA